ACAUGCAGCGGGAAUGGGCAACGCUCUGAUGUCCGUCGUCGCUUUCUUCCCGUCGAAAUCGUGCCAGAAACUCGUCCUGGGCGGCGACAUCGAGGAGAUGCCGCCGGACAAAAUGCUGGACUUGAGCGGGAGGCACCUGAGGAGGUUCCCGGUGCAGGCCUGCGCCUUCACGCAGCUCCUGAAGUUGUACCUCAGCAACAACAACCUGAGCAGCCUGCCCGCCGAGCUGCAGCUGCUGGGCCGCCUGCAGAUCCUGGCGCUGGACUUCAACCGGUUCCGGGAGCUCCCCGUGGCGGUGUGCCGCCUCCGUCAGCUCUCCAUCCUGUACCUGGGCAACAACAGCCUGUGUGACCUGCCGGCCGAGCUCAGCGCGCUCGCCGACCUCAAGACGCUGUGGAUCGAGUGCAACUGCUUCGAGCGCGUGCCGCAGGUGGUCGCCGAGUUCCGGCAGCUGCGGGUCCUCCACGCCGGCUGCAACCAGCUGGGGGAGCUGCCGCGGGAGUUGCGGCGGCUCCGGCAGCUGCAGAGCAUCUGGUUGCCGGGCAACCAGCUCGGCGACUUCCCGCCGGUCCUGCUGGAGAUGGAGAGCCUGGAGGUGAUCGACGUGGACCGCAACAAGAUCAGGUGCUUCCCCAGCCUGGCGCACAUGAAGAACCUAAAGCUGGUGAUGUACGACCACAACCCGUGCAAGAACGCCCCCAGGGUGGCGCAGGAGGUCAGGAGGGUGGGGCGCUGGGCUGACUACCGCCCCGAGGACCACAUUAAGUCACCGGCGGAGGUCGCGCCCGAGCAAGUGGGAGAGAGCAGGGACGUUGAAGCAGCAGCGAAGGCUGGACAAAACCAGGAGUUCGCUUAAAGAAAAGGUGUAAAGUCCUUCAGACAAUUUUAAACCCCAAUGUCACACGUGAGAAAUGUAAUUUUCAGGCUUCCAGUUUCGCUUUAAAAUAUGCAGAAAGUACUAAAACAUUGAUUUGUUUUCUUCUGAGGAACGUCAACGGAAUGGGACACUGAUAUCCACCCCCACCCCCAGGACUCCAUUACAAGUAGCAAUAAUUAAGCAAGGGAGGGCUCUUGGGCCCAGUGAUAGUGACCCUAUCUCUGAGCCCGGAGGCUCCCAAAUUCAAAUCUCAGCUGCUGCAGAGGUCCGUGGAGUCACACAGCACAGCAACACAGCCUUCGGUCCAACCUAUCGAUGCCGAACAUAAUCCCAAACUAACCAAGCCCCACCUGCCUGCUCCUGGCCCACAAACCUUUCCUAUUCAUGUACUUAUCCAAAUGUCUUAUAAUUGUACCCCCAUUCACCACUUCCUGAGGACGUGCAUUGCUCAGGCGAGCCACCCUCUGAACAGGUUGAUUUGAAAAAUGCCUAAAGCUAGACAAUGCAGCAAAUACUCAUCAGGUUAUGUAGCAACUGUGAAGGGAAGAACAGAGUUAGUGAUAUUAGAAAUUUAAAACAAUUUCAAGUACAAAGUGGGAGGGGUUUGGAACAUAACACUUAAAGGGGAAUUAAAUGCAAAAAGAAUUGCAAAGGAAGUAAAAUGAAUGGUAAUAGGAUACUCAAAAAAGAAACCUAGGAUUGAUAUCAAAGGUGAGAACAGUCAGAGCAGAAUAAUCACCAGUUACUGUUCUAUUUUAUUAAGCAAGGGUAUCAAGGCAGGCAUAUGGAGUUAGGUCAGAUUAGCCAUUUUCUUAUUGAUGGCCUACUUCUGUUCCCAUGUUCCUAAGUAGUGUUGAACUCCAUGUUGAG
This is a messenger RNA of Chiloscyllium plagiosum (whitespotted bambooshark), 1747 nucleotides long. It is a transcript of the gene lrrc10, whose product is annotated as leucine rich repeat containing 10. Gene Ontology annotation, molecular function: protein binding. The record is from RefSeq and is a predicted model, not a curated record. Lineage: Eukaryota; Metazoa; Chordata; Chondrichthyes; Orectolobiformes; Hemiscylliidae. Gene Ontology annotation, cellular component: cytoplasm.